CCCUCCAUAUCAUGUGAUUCAGGUGUUCCAAUCCCCUCCCAAUCAUGUGAUUCAGGUGUUCCAAUCCCCUCCCAAUCAUGUGAUUCAGGUGUUCCAAUCCCCUCCAUAUCAUGUGAUUCAGGUGUUCCAAUCCCCUCCAUAUCAUGUGAUUCAUGUGUUCCAAUCCCCUCCCAAUCAUGUGAUUCAGGUGUUCCAAUCCCCUCCAUAUCAUGUGAUUCAGGUGUCCCAAUCCCCUCCAUAGCAUGUGAUUCAGGUGUUCCAAUCCCCUCCCAAUCAUGUGAUUCAGGUGUUCCAAUCCCCUCCAUAUCAUGUGAUUCAGGUGUUCCAAUC
Molecule: messenger RNA, 330 nt
Organism: Staurois parvus
Lineage: Eukaryota; Metazoa; Chordata; Amphibia; Anura; Ranidae
Source: the annotation of a GenBank genome assembly